Molecule: messenger RNA, 2286 nt
Organism: Aricia agestis (brown argus)
Lineage: Eukaryota; Metazoa; Arthropoda; Insecta; Lepidoptera; Lycaenidae
Exons: 14
Coding region: 112-2244 (710 amino acids)
Source: RefSeq, a predicted model, not a curated record
UGUCAAUUCAAAUAGUCAAAUUAAAAUUUACGUUUACACAAUUUUUAUAUUAGAUUUUGGGCAAUAAUACAAAAAUUUUAUACGUGUUAAUUUGAAUUUCUCUUAUCCAGUAUGCACGACAAGCUGCUUCGUCAGGCAGACGUAUGGCGGACGUGCAACAAGAUCCGCGCGGCCGUGUUCCGCGUCGGCAUCAACCUGUGGGACUGGUACCGCCCGCUCGACCCCGAGGGCAACUCGCUCAUCUCCGAGUCGAAGUUCGUAUCGGUGCUGGCGGGUGGCCUGCGGUCGGUGGUCGGUCUGUCGAACGCCGAGGUGCAGCAGCUAGCCGCGUACUUCCGCGCGCAGGACGGCCGCGUCCUCUACACGCAGCUCUGCCGCCUCGUGCAUGGAGAGGACCCGGGUCCGGCGAAGACCUCCACCGAGUGUAUCCUGGAGGCGUGUCCCCCGCCCCCCGAGCCAGCGUGCCGCAAACUCGACGAGGGUCAGACGAGGCGCCUCUGCUGCCUGUUGGCCACCCUGGCGCAGAGGGACCUGCCGCUAAAACCCUACUUCCAGGAUUAUGAAUUGGUGGCUAAAAACGACGGUCGCAUCACCUUCGCCCAUUUCGCUAGGAUCCUCAACUACGCGAAGGUGCUGGUUUCCCCCGAAGACUUUAACCUCCUGGUGCGCCGGUUCAUCAGGGACUCCUACACACUGGACUACGUCGAGUUCCUCAAGGCUGUGGAAGCGGUCAGAAAGGAGGGCAUCCGUGGAUUGGGACCGGAAUACAACAACCCGAAAGCCGUGAUCGACACAGCGCUGCCCAAACUGUCUCGUCCGGAGAUAGAGGCCGGUAUGUCGACGCGGCCGCUCGGCGGUACCUCGACGACGCACCAUCCCGCGCUGGACCCACCCAAACCCACCAGAACCCUCAUAGAAAGUAUGCUAAGGGUGCAGGAGUAUGUGCUGAAACGACGAGUGAGGGUGUCCGAGUUUUUGAGAGACUACGACCCGCUGAACUGCGGUCGCAUAACGCCGCAACAGUUCGUGCGGGCGCUGGGCGCGAUGGGCAUCAGUACCAUACUGAGCGGCGAGGAGCUGCGCUGCGUCACGCAACACUACACCGACCCCAACGACCCGCAUCGCGUCUGCUGGAGGACCUUCGAGGACGACUGUGAUCAAGUGUUCACGGUGAAGGAGCUAGAGAAGCAUCCGGAGUUGUGUGUGACGUCGGCGGUGCCGCUCCCGGCGCGCGGCUCGGCGGAGGAGCGCGGCGGGCUGACCGAGCCCCAGCUAGACGCCGCACAGGCCGCGCUGCUGCGCCUGCGCAACACUUGCAACACACGCCACCUUGAUCUCAGACCCGCUUUUGGUGAUCAUGACCGACUGAAGAGCGGUCACGUAUUGCGCACGCACGUGUCGCGCGUGCUGGCGCGGCUCGGCGUGCUCAUGACGGCGGCGCAGCUGCGGGCGCUCGAGGACCGGUACCUCGAUGACUGCGGGUUCAACUACUUCGCGCUCUUGGAGGAGCUGGAGGAGCAGCGGCCGGAGAGUGUGACGUCACCGUCAGCAGCAGUGGCACACGCUCGUCGCGUGACAACACCAGCCCCCACGCCAGACGAACAGACCAACAUCGUCCUGAUACUAGCCAAGAUUAAGGGAAAGAUGGUGCGCGAAGGUAUCCGUCCGCGCGAGUUCCUGCAGCAGUUCGACAAGAAGCGCGAGCUGGUGAUCCCGCGCGCGGACUUCUACCGCGGCCUCGCCGCCGCCGGCGUCAGCCUCACGCCGCUGGAGAUGGACACGCUCAUGGAGGUUUUCUGUGCGCCGGGUCGGCGGCGGUACGUGGAAUACGAGCGGUUCUGCGGCUGCGUGGGUGAGGCGCUGACGCAGGCGGGGCUGGAGCGAUCGCCGCUGCUGACGCCGGUGCCACACGUGCCGGUGCCGCCCACCAGCUUCCUCAACUUCGAGGAGCGCGCCAUCGUGUCCACGGCGCUGACCAAGCUCGCCAACCACCCCGAUCAGCUGUCCAACAUACGCGAGGUGUUCAACGAUUCAGACCGCGCACGCUGCGGCACGGUGAGCAAGUCGUGCGUGCAGCGCGCGCUGUGCCGACGCGGGCUACUGGCGGUGCUGUCGGCGCGGGAGCUCGACCUCGUCUGCAAGUGCUUCGCCCAGCGCAGGGGCUGCGAUGAUGAGGUGAACUACAGAGCGCUGUGUAAUGCUUUGGAUCUUCUUCAUGCAACAGCAAGAGCACAGCCUUGUUAAAAAUAUAUUUUUACUAAAUUAUAAAAUAUGCUUUUUAAUGUC